Mesitornis unicolor (brown roatelo) is the source of this 2258-nucleotide messenger RNA. It is a transcript of the gene TBCD, whose product is annotated as tubulin folding cofactor D. Gene Ontology annotation, molecular function: beta-tubulin binding; GTPase activator activity. The record is from RefSeq and is a predicted model, not a curated record. The annotation marks the transcript as partial. Gene Ontology annotation, cellular component: lateral plasma membrane. The transcript is spliced from 24 exons. NCBI's taxonomy places the organism in Eukaryota, Metazoa, Chordata, Aves, Mesitornithiformes, Mesitornithidae. Gene Ontology annotation, biological process: adherens junction assembly; microtubule cytoskeleton organization; tubulin complex assembly.
AUUUUUCGAAGAACAGUUUUCCUAGCAUGUUUGUUUUCUUUUACAGCUGCUACUGUACUUGAGUGUCUUGAUAACUGCAAGCUGUCAGAAAGUAAUCAGAUGGUUCUUCGCAAGCUAGGAAUGAAACUUGUUCAACGACUUGGCCUGACAUUUGUGAAACCGAAGGUAGCAAAAUGGAGAUACCAGCGUGGCUGUCGAUCUCUGGCUGCCAAUCUGCUAACUCAGAGUUCAGUUGUGCAGAAUCAAAUGAUAUCAGUUGCUGCUAAUGAAGCUGAAGAUGAAGAGGAAUAUGACAUUCCAGGAGAGAUUGAAAAUGUUGUAGAGCAAUUGUUGGUUGGACUGAAAGACAAAGACACUAUUGUCAGGUGGUCUGCAGCAAAAGGAAUUGGUAGAAUAACUGGAAGACUUCCAAAAGAAUUAGCAGACGAUGUGAUCGGGUCUCUGUUGGAUUGUUUUAGUUUCCAGGAAACAGACAAUGCAUGGCAUGGUGGAUGCCUGGCUCUGGCUGAAUUAGGCAGAAGAGGAUUGUUGCUCCCUUCCCGAAUUUCAGAUGUUGUUCCUGUCAUUUUGAAAGCGCUGACGUAUGAUGAGAAGAGAGGGGCGUGCAGCGUGGGUUCCAAUGUGAGAGAUGCAGCGUGCUAUGUGUGCUGGGCCUUCGCUCGUGCUUACGAUCCUGCAGAACUGAUACCAUUUAUUAAUCGGAUUUCAAGUGCAUUGGUUAUUGCUGCAGUAUUUGAUCGUGAUGUUAAUUGCAGAAGAGCUGCUUCUGCUGCCUUCCAGGAGAAUGUUGGGAGACAGGGCACUUUUCCACACGGCAUAGACAUUCUAACUGCAGCUGAUUACUUUGCUGUUGGUAACAGAGUUAACUGUUACCUGUCUAUAAGCGUGUAUAUUGCUGGCUUUCCUGAGUAUACACAGCCAAUGAUCGAUCAUUUAGUUAACAUGAAGAUUAACCAUUGGGAUAGUGUUAUUCGAGAAGUUUCAACCAAAGCUCUGCAUAACCUUACUCCACGGGCUCCUGAGUACAUGGCAAAUGUGGUUUUGCCAAGACUUCUGCCUUUAUCUGUUGGCACAGAUCUGCACACACGCCAUGGGGCAAUUCUUGCCUGUGCUGAGAUCACCCAUGCGCUGUGUAAGCUAGCAGAAGAGAAUAAAAGAUCUAUAUCGUAUUAUUUCAAUGAAAAAUCACUGGAGGGACUUAAGCAAAUCCAUCAAGAGCUUUGCAGUCGUCAAUUAUACAGGGGCCUAGGUGGAGAACUGAUGAGACCAGCUGUCUGCACUUUAAUUGAAAAGUUGUCACUAUCAAAAAUGCCAUUUAGAGGAGAUCCAAUAAUCGGUGGCUGGCAAUGGCUAAUAAAUGACAGUCUAAGAAGUCUCCCUCUUGUUUCAAGUGCUGCAAGACAGCAUAUAAAGGAGUCUGCAGUCUCUGCACUGGCUGCACUGUGUAAUGAAUAUUACAUCAAUGAGAAGGGAGAAGCUGAUCCAGCUCUACAGGAUGAGCUGGUGACACAAUACGUUUCAGAACUACAAAACACAGAGGAAAUGAUUCGUUGUGGCUUUUCACGAGCUCUUGGGGCCCUUCCAAGAUUUCUACUAAAGGGCAGGCUCCAACAGGUUUUGGAGGGUUUGAAGAAAGUUACCUUAAUUUCCUCUGCAGAUGUGAGCUUUGCAGAAUCCAGAAGAGAUGCCCUAAUAGCAAUUGCAAAGGUUUGCCAGACAGUAGGUGUAAAGGGAGAAGGAUCCCAAGAAGAAUACGUCUGCAACGAUAACGUUACUCAGAUUUAUGCUACACUACUUAAUGGUGUGACUGACUACACCACAGACAGCCGAGGAGAUGUUGGAGGAUGGGUCCGUGAGGCUGCUAUGACAAGUUUAAUGGAAGUGACACUUCUGCUGGUUCAGAAUGAAGCGGAGUUAAUUAAUGCCAACAUCUGCAAACAGAUUAUGUGCUGGCUGGCCCAACAGUCAGCUGAAAAAAUUGAUAAAUUUCGAGCUCAUGCAGGAUCAGUGUUCCUUACUCUUUUACAUUUUGACCGUCCCCCAGUUCCACACAUACCUCAUCGAGAAGAGCUGGAGAGGAUAUUUCCAAGGUCAGAGAAAGAGACUCUGAACUGGAAUGCAGCAUCAGAAGCUUUCCCUCGAAUCACCCAGCUGCUGGGUUUGCCAGCAUACCAAUACUAUGUGCUUCUGGGUCUCUCGGUGUCUGUUGGUGGAUUAACAGAGACAACGGUAAGAAAGCAGCGUGGCUUUCCUGUUUG